Molecule: messenger RNA, 2218 nt
Organism: Argiope bruennichi
Lineage: Eukaryota; Metazoa; Arthropoda; Arachnida; Araneae; Araneidae
Exons: 4
Coding region: 154-1374 (406 amino acids)
Biological process (GO): exocytosis; synaptic vesicle fusion to presynaptic active zone membrane; synaptic vesicle priming
Cellular component (GO): plasma membrane; SNARE complex
Molecular function (GO): SNAP receptor activity; syntaxin binding
Source: RefSeq, a predicted model, not a curated record
CCUUUUCCGUCAUGCGUUUUUGUCGGUAUUGAAAUCAAAACAUUUGUAGACACAUGAAUCGUGCGUUAAGGGGAAUUUACCUUUCUGUUUUAACUGUCCUCUGUUGAGUUUCGAAAGGUACUUAUUUUAAUAUCUACAUAUAUAUAUUUGAUUAUGGCUACACAACAAGCUGUUCUUGAAGAGAAUUGUAGUUAUUUUCAUUCUGUUAUCAAAAAAUGGAUUUCAGGCACAUUCACCCUUCGAGAACAUUCUUAUCAAUUCCAGGGACAGGAAAAUAAGAAUAAAAUCAAUAUGCAUAUUCCUCUGAGUACUAUUUGCGGCAUAGAGAAAAGGCAAUCUAGUUUUAUUUAUGCAUGUCUUGUUAUAACUAUUGGUUCCGAAAAACACUGGUUUUCUUCAUUUCCAAAUAGAGACACUGUUUAUAAUUUGUUAGAAUUGUUUUGGAGAGGAUCAUUACUGUCCAAAUCUUACAAGACAAGCUCUCCAAAACCAAAAGGCGAUACACCCUUAGGUAAAGAGUUGUUGAGUAUUUUGCAUGAAUCGGAAUCAAAUUUGGUAACUGCUGCAAAUGCACUUGUAGAUCAAGGAAGGCAAUUACAGGAGUCUCAAGUUGUUUUAGAAGAUGUAAAUACAGACUUAGCUAAAGCUGAGAAGGUUUUAAAAACAUUCAACUUCACUCAAUCCAUACUAGCAGUCAAGCAGUCGCAAUCAUCUGAAGUAGAAGAGAUUAAAACUGCAGAAGCUGUUCGACAGAAACACUAUAAAGUUACUUUUACUUUUUCAAAGACAUCUAAAGAGAAUUGGGAAAAGGGUACUUUGAUUAUUGCUGAUGAAAUUGUUUUGUUGGAUGAACACCAAAAUAGGAGAAUAGUGAUUAAUAGAGAUACUUUGGAAAAAUUUCAGAUCAUAACACCUUGGGAAUUUUGUUUAGUAUAUUCUUCAGAGUGGGUUUCUAAGUCAUGUUUCAUUAUGUGUCCUCAACUUUCAGGACUUCUAAAAUAUUUGAAUUCUAUUCCUAAUCUAAAAACUAAAAUUGUGUUUGAAGAAAGCACAGAAGAAAUACCUUCUUGUUCAAGUAAUCUGCCCAAUGAUUUCAAGCUUUUGCCUCUAUCUUCUGAUGAGUCCAUUCAAACGGGAUCCAGCCUAUCAUAUCCAAAUUCUGCACAAAUACAAUCAUUAGCUGAAGAAGGUGUCAUUUCAGAUGGAGAUAUAGAAGAAAUAUCUAGUGUGUUGAACAAUCUUCAAGUCUUGGCCUCAGAAGUCAGUUGGGAGCAAAAGCAGCAGAUGGAGCAAAUUAACUCACUUAUUACUGAUGUUGAAAAAACUGAACUUAGAAUGAAAACAGAUAUUAAGAAUAUUAAGAAAGUGACAUAAAAAAUGUUAUAGUUUUAACACUUAUAUGUUUGAAUAUUUUUUUUUGGCAAUAAGAACUUUUUAAAAUUCUUUUGGCCCUUAAUUUGUCUUGGAAAAUAUUAAGGUUGUCAUUGAAAAGCAUGUGGGGGAUUGACCAUAUUAUCUGUUGCUUCAUUGUUGAAAAAUGAAUACAUUGCUUAUGAUUUUAUUUUAUUUUAUUUAUACAAAUUGAAAAUAACAUUUACUUCAUUAGAAUUGUUAAGAUUAUUUUGAAAUACUUUUAUUAGAAAUAUUUUAGUAUAAAUAUUUAUCAGAAUUCAUAUUUAUAGAUAUUACAUGUUGCUGUUUUUAUGUGUUACAGUGAAUUUGUGUUUGCUCGCACAUAAUUAAAAUUCAAAUCUAUCUCAAUACCAAAUCAGCAUUGAGUUAAAAGCAUGUUACAUAAACAAAAAGAUAAUGUGUAUUUUCUCACAUUUCUUUAAUGUUUUCACAUUAGUAAAAUAUUUUUUGUUGGGAGUUUCUUGACUCGCAUCUUAUGAAGUGAAGUGCAUUAGAUUCUAGGUGCUGUUCACAAACUCAAAAUUAAUUUAAUGUUCUAUUAAAUAUUGCUCAUAUUAUUAGAUAUUUGUGCUUGGUUUUUGCAUUUUAAAUAAAUUUGCUUACAAUUAAUUAAAAACUGUCAUCUUGUAAUAAAGAUUUUUUUAUAUAAGAUACAUACACAUAAUCUUUGAAUUUCAUAUGCAUGUAUGUAUUUUUCAGCCAGUGACAAUAUAAAUCUUGUGAUAUCAAAUUCUACCUGUUUUGUCUCCUACUAUGAGUCUGUCAUUUUCCACGAUGAUUUAUAUAGAAUAAGUUGUGAAGUUUU